AUGUCUGAAAUCCAGAAGUACCUCAAAGACGAUUGUCUCCCAGCUCUCCUACUCGCUGGUGAACAGGUAUCCCCGAUACAGCUCUACAAAUACAAGGUCAUCGUCGCAUCAUAUCACCAAGUAACUCGAGAAACAGAAGAGCAGAACAUGAAGGUGGCCCAGAACCCCCUUGCCCAUACCACUCUAUAUACGCUGAAGCUCUCCAAGAAGUGGUUCAUCGAGUUCAUGGAAGAUGAGCACCCUGAAAUUGACGCCCAGGUUGAACUUUUCGCUCCUGAUAGCCAUGACCAGGAUCACGUUCUUCUCAAAGAGCACUAUUGCUAG
Molecule: messenger RNA, 324 nt
Organism: Fusarium fujikuroi IMI 58289
Lineage: Eukaryota; Fungi; Ascomycota; Sordariomycetes; Hypocreales; Nectriaceae
Exons: 3
Coding region: 1-324 (107 amino acids)
Source: RefSeq, a predicted model, not a curated record